Molecule: messenger RNA, 411 nt
Organism: Fonsecaea nubica
Lineage: Eukaryota; Fungi; Ascomycota; Eurotiomycetes; Chaetothyriales; Herpotrichiellaceae
Exons: 2
Coding region: 1-411 (136 amino acids)
Biological process (GO): protein peptidyl-prolyl isomerization
Molecular function (GO): peptidyl-prolyl cis-trans isomerase activity
Source: RefSeq, a predicted model, not a curated record
AUGAGGCUCCUCUCCUCCCUCCUCGCCGCGGCGUUUGCCCUGGCCCACCUCGUCUCCUCCAGCGGUCUCGAGAUCGAGUACCAGACGCCGGACAUUGAAUGUACGAGAAAGACGCACAAGGGGGACAAGAUCGACGUGCACUACCGGGGCACGUUGCAGAGCACGGGCAAGGAGUUUGACUCGUCGUACUCGCGAGGGUCGCCGUUGAGCUUUGAGCUGGGCGCGGGGAGGGUUAUCAAGGGAUGGGACGAGGGCCUACUCGACAUGUGCAUCGGGGAGAAGAGGAAGCUGACCAUCCCACCCGAGAUGGGAUAUGGCGAGAGGAGUGUCGGACCAAUUCCGGGUGGUAGCGUGCUGGUCUUUGAGACCGAACUGAUGGGUAUCAAAGGCGUCAAGAAGGACGAGUUGUGA